AUUAAAACAACACAUAACACACAAUUACUACGCCUUGUUACCCUUACUAAGGUAGCUUUCGCAGUUACAAUAUUUCUAUAUUCCGCCAGUCUUAAGUUUGAAUAGAUAAUCUCGACGCUUCCUUCUUACCUACCUACCCACCAACUCAACCUACGGAAAUAUAUUUGCUAACUACCUAAAAUCUCACCAAGAAGUCACUAUCUUAGGCCUAUUCGAACGUCGAAAGUCGGGCGGAAGGCUCGGACAUUAGUUUCAGCUGGAAUGGAGGAAGUCCGGUCAACUGCAGUUAUCGCAACAACUGUAGCGGUAACCGUCGCACUCACUUCGCUCGCCCGUUUUGCACUAUGGCCUGAGAAGAAAGCCAUCAUUCCCGGUCCUCUCUCGACGGGAUUUCACAAAUUGUCCAAAGAUGAACUUGCUCGGGUUCCGUAUAGUCCGGACACAUUUCCCGGCGCCCGGGAUGUAGUUACGCCAUAUGGCAAUAUUCGUGUAUACGAAUUUGGACCUGAAGAUGGUCGCAAAGUCUUAUUCAUCCACGGAAUCAGUACAUCAUGCAUGACUCUUAAGGAUAUUGCGAUACCGCUUGCUGAGAAGGGCUGUCGAGUUAUGCUUUUUGACUUAUUUGGCCGAGGUUUCUCUGAUGCGCCUGGUGAUGUGCCUUACGACACACGACUAUUUGUCACUCAGAUAUUACUUGUGCUAGCAUCAUCGUCGCUGUCAUGGACAGGCGAUAAUGGCCUUCAUGUCGUCGGUUACUCGCUUGGCGGUGGCAUUGCUGCCAACUUCGCAGCCACAUUUCCCAACAUGGUCGAGACUUUAAUACUCCUCGCACCCGCGGGACUCAUCCGCCCGGAAAACUUCGGCGGUAUAAGUCGGCUCAUUUUCACAUCCGGCAUCGUUCCAGAGCGUAUUCUUUCAUGGAUUACCAAGUACCGCUUACGGCAACCCAUCGCCUCGUCCGUGUCUAAGAAGGUUAGGAUGUCGAUUUCCGACGCAUCCACCAAAGCUCCCCUUAAGAGCGAGCAUAGCGAGGACUACGUCGAUCUCGCGAUACAAGAAGCCAUAGAUCCCGUAGAUGAGCCGCCUCAGACCCCCUUCGAGAUCCAGGUUAUGGAUUGCGUACACUGGACGCUCGAUGCCCACAAAGGAUUCGUACAAGCUUUCAUGUCCACAAUUCGAUAUGCGCCAUUAAUGGACCAGCAUGACUAUUGGCGACAGCUGGCCAAGCGAAAGCCCGGAACUACCGCCGUGUUGCUCGGGAAGAAUGAUAAUAUGAUUCAGCGAGACGAUUAUACCGAAGAUGCGCUUCCCCUUCUCGGCGGGAAGGAGAAUGUAUAUUGGCGUGUCGUACCCGGAUCGCAUAACUUUCCUUUUACACACGGAUCUCAGGCGCUGGAACGUAUCUACGAGUUUUGGGGUAUGGAAUGAAUAGGAGUUCAAGGACAAGGAGUCUGGAUACGGCGUUUGGAGCGGCUGGUAGAUUACUAGACAUUAUAAAUCCCUUGCUGGUAACAUGGUCACGAUUCCUACAGAGACGUUUAUAGACUGGAGAGAAUUGUAUCAUU
Messenger RNA from Annulohypoxylon maeteangense, 1565 nucleotides. Its product is annotated as alpha/beta-hydrolase. The record is from RefSeq and is a predicted model, not a curated record. Bases 262 to 1428 code for a protein of 388 amino acids. NCBI's taxonomy places the organism in Eukaryota, Fungi, Ascomycota, Sordariomycetes, Xylariales, Hypoxylaceae. The transcript is spliced from 3 exons.